Panicum virgatum (switchgrass) is the source of this 1257-nucleotide messenger RNA. RefSeq names its product temperature-induced lipocalin-1-like. The transcript has 2 exons. Bases 135 to 680 code for a protein of 181 amino acids. NCBI's taxonomy places the organism in Eukaryota, Viridiplantae, Streptophyta, Magnoliopsida, Poales, Poaceae. The record is from RefSeq and is a predicted model, not a curated record.
CACUGCACAUCCCUAUGCUCUGCUCCGAUCCCCCGCCCGACAGCCCGCCUUCGCAUCCGCCAUCCCCCACCUCGCCCUCUCCCCACUAAACCCACGCCCGCCGCCGCCGCAAGGGGACGCCCGACGCCGGCGCGAUGGCCAUGCGGGUGGUGCGGAACCUGGACCUGGAGCGGUACGCGGGGCGGUGGUACGAGAUCGCGUGCUUCCCGUCGGCGUUCCAGCCCAAGACGGGCACCAACACCCGCGCCACCUACGCGCUCAAUCCGGACAGCACCGUGCGGGUGCUCAACGAGACGUGGACCGACGGCCGCCGCGGCCACAUCGAGGGCACGGCGUGGCGCGCCGACCCGGCCGGCGACGAGGCCAAGCUCCGGGUCCGCUUCUUCGUGCCGCCCUUCCUCCCCGUCUUCCCCGUCACCGGCGACUACUGGAUGCUCCACGUCGACGAGGACUACCAGCACGCGCUCGUCGGCCAGCCCUCCAGGAAGUACCUCUGGAUCCUGUGCAGGCAGCCGCACAUGGACGAGGCCGUGUACGACGAGCUGGUGAAGCGGGCCGACGAGGAGGGGUACGACGUGUCGAGGCUCCGCGGGACGGCACACCCGGACCCGCCGCCGGAGAGCGAGGCGAGCCCCAGGGACGGCGGGACGUGGUGGCUCAAGUCCCUCUUUGGCAAGUAGCGCGGCGUGGCGGCCCCGCGGCUGCGCCGGUCGAGCAGGCGGCGAGAUGGCCGCGGCGGCGCUUGGAGAGUUGGAGUCCGGUGUUUACAGCUAGCGGCUAGCUACUGCCGUUUACCGCGUGUAAAUUUGUGUUUUGUUUGGUCGGUGUUUACCCGUUUUGAAAUGAACUUGGACUUGGAGUCAACUGCAUUCCUCUGGCGAUGUCCUGAAUUCUCCACCGAGUUCUUAUGCCGAUCAGUUGUGGGGGCGCUGCGGAAGUUCGACGGAGACGAACAGAAUUCGCGCACGGCCGCCUCUACUCCGCCGGCUGUCCUGGUCACGCCAUGCGCGCAUACAUGCGGCGCCCUUUGUUGCAUCAUACAUGCGGCGCAAGAUCUCUUAAAGAAUAUUCAUUGCUGAUUGCUCUAGUAUGCAUGGUAGUUGAGACCAGUAAACUUCGCAUUCUUCACUCUUUGUUGCAUAAUCAAUCAUCCUUUUUCCUGUUUGGUAACAACGAAUUCCAAGUUCCUUUUUGGUAAAUGAUUAUAUGUUUCAGAGGGUUUGAUGAAUAGAUAACGAAUCCAGGUGUCCUUGAUAA